AUGAAACGUAUAAACGAUUAUUUUACUAGUAAUGCUAGCGCCACAAAUGCUAAAAAAAAUUGUACUCAAUUUGAUGCUGUUGAAAAUAUAAAUUCCGCCCCUUCUGGUAGCUGUAAUUUUGAACUUACAACAGUUACGACUGAGAAAGUCUUCAGCAAAGAACCAUUAUUCUCAACAGAUUCUUAUGAAUUACAACUUCAAGAUGCUGACUGUGUGACCAAAAAAACAAGGGAAAACGAUUCCAGUGUCGAUGAUCAUGAUAAUUAUAGUGAUAUUACAUCAAAUCUGGAUUAUACUAAUACAAGUAGUGAUGAUAUUGAUGACUGUGAAUCUGAAGAUGCAAUUUAUGAAGCUAGUGAUAUUACAUCUGUUCCUACGAGCAGCCAAUCAGUCAAAACUGUUAAACAAGUUCCUGGACCAAAUGAUAUUUCUCAAACUCUAGAUGAUGGACCAAAACAGCCAAGAUUGGUAUGUUACCCUAAAACCAAAUUUGGUAAAAGAAUGAGACAUUUCUCAUCAAAAUGGUUUGAUAGUUAUAAUUGGCUUGAGUAUAGUAUAAUAGAUAAUUCUGAUUUUUGUUUUCCAUGUCGUUUUUUUGCCAAAAACAAAGACAAACCCAUUUUCAUAAGUGUAGGUUUCAAAAAUUGGAAAAAUGCAUUAGAUCAAAAUUCUGGUUUAAGGAAACACAAUAAUAGUGAAGAACACAUGAUUUCAAACACUAUGUGGAUAUCCUACUUAGACAUGGAAAAAUUAGGUAAUUUGUCUGUGGCAUCAUUGAUAGAUGAAGGCCAUAAGAAACUAGUUUUAGAAAAUCAAAAUUAUGUCAAGAUGAUUGGGAGAACUUUGUUGUAUACUGCUAUACAAGGCAUAGCACAGAGGGGUGACAAUGAAGAAGAAAGUUGUGCUAACCGUGGUAACUUCAUUGAACUUUUAAAUUUAAUUGGUGAUAUUAGUGAUGAAUUUAAAAGUAAAAGUAAAACAUUACCAAAUAAUGCUAAAUAUACAAGCCCUCAAAUCCAAAAUGAAAUGUUUUCAAUUUUCAAUAAAAUGAUCCGUAACAAAAUUAUUGAUGAAUUACAAAAGUGUCAGUAUUUUUCUAUAAUUGUGGAUGAAACAAAAGAUAUUACUAAAGUGGAACAGUUAUCAGUUAUAUUAAGAUAUUACUUAGAUGGUAUAAUAUAUGAACGUUUCAUGGGGUUUAGAGCUGCACAAUCAUUAACUGCUAGUUCUCUCUUUCAAUACAUUAAAGAAAUACUUUCUGUUCAUAAUGUUGAUAUACUGAAAUGCGUUGCUCAAACCUAUGAUGGUGCCAGUGUCAUGAGUGGAAAGAAUAAUGGGGUACAAGCAUUAUUCCGUCAAGAAGUAUCUCAGGCUAUAUAUGUACACUGUUACAAUCAUAGGCUUAAUCUGGUAAUUUCUGAUGUUUGCAAAAAUAUUCCAACUGUGAAAAUGUUUUUUGAUAUUGUAGAAAAUUUAUAUGUCUUUGUAUCUGGUUCUGCUAUACAUUCAAAGUUUAUGGAAAUUCAAACAAUUAUGAAGUACAGACCUGCUGUUGAACUUAAAAAGAUAUGUUUGACAAGAUGGACAGCGCAAGUCUUUGCUUGCUUAGCAUUAAAAAAAGGUCUUAGUCCACUGCUAGUUUUAUUAAAUAAAUUGAUAUUUGAGAAAGGUGACCGUGCGGCUGAGUCAAAGGGCUUACUACAUUUAAUAGAUUUUGACUUUGUAUUUAAUUUAAUUAUGUUUUGUGAUAUUCUUCAAACACUAAAAACAACAAGUGAUUAUUUGCAAAAUGUAAAAGCUGAAAUGGCUGAAUCUUUAGUACUUAUUUCAUCAAUUAUAACUACUUUUAAAACCAUGAGAACUGAUGAAACCGAGAACAAUAAUUCCAAUUUUAAUAAAAUGUACAUAGAGGCUAUAAAUAUUUGUAAAGAAAAUAACAUAUCGAUACCAAGUGAACAUAGUAAAAAAAAAAGAACAAAAAAAGUCCCCGAAAAAUUUAAACAGUACAUAUUUACUGAGAAUAGUUCUUUAGAAACUAAUCGAGUUUCAUCAAAAAAUGGUUUAAGACAACAUGUAUACAUACCUGCCUUGGAUUAUAUAAUAAAAGAACUAGAAGCACGAUUUACAGAUAAUUAUUGUGUGUUGUCAUCAAUAUCUUACUUACAUCCCCAAAAUGAAAAGUUUUUAAGUUAUGAACAUUUGAAACCUUUAGCUGUUCAUUAUAAUCUUGAUUUAGAAAAUCUAAGGGCAGAACUACAAAUUUUACCAACAACUAUCAAAAAAUAUCAAAUUCAAAAUAUUAAUGUUAAAGUAAACAACCUAGUGAAUUUAAUUGAACUACUUGAGAAGUAUAAGUUAGCUUUCAUUGAAACAUAUAAGCUAGCUACUAUUGUAAUUACUGUUCCAGUAUCAAGUGCAGCUUGCGAAAGAACUUUUUCAUAUUCUUUAUACAACAUACCGUCUAUUGAUGAUCGUCUAGUGAUGAGUGUGAAAGGGAAGCCCCCUUCAAGUAUUCCAUUGGAAAAAAUUAUGGAAAAUGAUAAAAGGGCCAACCACUAUUGGCCCCCCUAG
This is a messenger RNA of Metopolophium dirhodum (rose-grain aphid), 2571 nucleotides long. Its product is annotated as zinc finger MYM-type protein 1-like. The transcript has 4 exons. Bases 1 to 2571 code for a protein of 856 amino acids. Gene Ontology annotation, molecular function: protein dimerization activity. NCBI's taxonomy places the organism in Eukaryota, Metazoa, Arthropoda, Insecta, Hemiptera, Aphididae. The record is from RefSeq and is a predicted model, not a curated record.